CACUCAAACAUAUACACGCGUACACACACACGAGUUUACACAUUACGUUAUAGAUAUGCAUAUGCAUGUAUAUACAUAUAUAUAUAUAUGCGUAUAUAUACAUAAUAUAUGUGGGAAACGUUCCGAAGAAAUGUAAGCGAAUAUGAGCAACAAGCCACUUAACGCUCUUAACCAAACUUGAAAAACAUUCAUUCACUUUAUAAUGAUAUAGUCAUUGUUUAAAAUCUUCAAAGGGUAAGCGAAUAAAAAUGCCUGUAAAGGAAAAAAAGUGCUUCACUAUAUCGCCUAACAACAACAAGAACAACAACGACAACAACAACAACAACAACAACAACAACACCGAGCAUAAUUAAAUUAUAGGCCUUUAUGUGAAUUAAAUUGUUUAGUGAAAGUUAAGCAAAGCAAAAAGUGAAAACUGCACUCACUCAAACACUUACUUUCUGAAGCGUCAUUCAUUAAAACAGCAUUCAACAAAAACAUGUAAUGUUUACAUAUUACGGCAAAAAACAAAUACUUCCCUGUGCAUAAUAAACGUAGCGAAACGUAGCCUUGUUCUUUUCUUUUCAUUUCUCUGCAUAUCAUGGAUAAUUAAAUAUUUAUUGUUUCUGUAAAUAAGUUUGCGUUGCGAAUAAUUAUGACUUAAAACCUUGCCGUUGUGCUGUGGACUUAAUCCGCCCUCUAAACAGUAAUUGAAAGCGAUUUCAUAAAUAAACAAAAGAAAGUUACAUAAGUAAUUAUUAAAAUUACACCUAGGGCAAUAUUCGGUCACACCGAAAGCUUAUACAGUUCAACAAAAUGGAUUACUGGCUAUUUAUGGUUGCUACGCUACUUUUCACUGAUAUACAACGCGUAUGGAGUUUGUUUGUGACUGAUUUAAAUGUGCCGGAAAUUGUUGAUUUUCGUGAUAACGUUACAUUAUCGUGCAGCUACGAUAUGAGCGGCCACACUUUGAACUCUGUCAAAUGGUAUAAGGAUAAAAUGGAAUUUUUCAGAUAUUCACCUAUGAUGCAUCCGGUUUAUAUAAAAUUUCCGGUUGUUGGUGUGCAAAUGCCCGACGGUAAAUACUUUUGUAAUGAAUCAACGUGUCGUGUCGAGUUAAGUAUGCUUAGCGCCAAGUCAUCAGGUGUCUACAAGUGCGAGGUGUCGGGCGAUGCGCCACAUUUUCAACUGGCAGCCAAAGAGGAUAAUAUGACCGUAGCAGCGUUACCUCAAAGUGAUCCUUUAAUUGAAAGUUUUAAUCCAAUGUAUCGUAUGGAAGAUUUUCUAAGCGCAAUCUGUACCUCUGAUUAUUCGAGUCUACCCACGAAACUGACAUGGUAUAUUAAUGGGGAGCUUGCUUCGCUAAGCGAACUGCAACCGAAUGUAGAUACAAGCAUAUCAGCACAUGGGUACAUAUUGCGACGACAAAAAUUGCAAGUACACUUUUACCUAAGUGGCCCACGAUUCUUUCAUGCCGGUAAAAUUUUACAAUUAAAAUGCGUGGCAGAAAUAGAAAACUAUCCGGAACUUAUACGAGAAACCUCAUUGAAUGCAGCUUUAAUACCAUAUGACAACUUAAAUAAUCAAAUGUUGAUUCAUGCUGGGAAUAGUGGCGGAGCCAACACAGAUUUUAAAGCUUUAAAUCAUCGUCACACAAUCGUUAUGCAUUUCACAGUUGCUGUGAUAUGUGCGACCGUGUUGUAUACGUGGAAUUUAUGAUCUCUGCCAGGUAUUGUUCUCAAGUAUUAAAUAAAUGUAAUAAAAAUAAUAAGUGUGAGGAUGAAGUGAGUGAGUGCAUGUAAAACGUAAUGAUCGAUUAUAAUACUUGACAAGCAAUCGAUGGGGACGGCAAUCAUCAGUUACUAUAUAUCAUACCUUUAGUUAGUCUCUUCAAUAGAAUGUGAACGGUAAAGUUAGAGAACGGGCCGGGCCGGGCCGGGCCGGCCAUUUAACCGUUUUAAAUUGAAAUAGAAAUGUAAAGAGAUGUUGUACAUAAAUAAAGCUAUGAACGAAUGAAAAGUUCAUAAAUCGAACACAGAAUCUAAAUCCACAGCAUACCAUAAUUAAUAUCUGAAUUGAUGUGUACUUAGUUGUAAUUACGAUACGUUCUGAUCAUAAAUUUAAGUGUUUUAUAUUGAUGUGUAUGUGUGAACUUUUAUUAGAUAUUAUUAACAUUAUAAUGUAAACACAUAAAAACGAACGGUUGGUGAUUUAAUUUUUCCUUUUAAAAAUCGAAAAAUUCAAUUCAAUGAUAUUCAACGUAAGCUCAGAGAUAUUUCUUCUUUCGUACUACUAUGAGAAAAAAAUAAAAAAUAAAAAAAUAAGAAAAAAAAAUGCCUUUUUUUUUUUUUGCUGUGGUUUUGAGAAAACAAACACUUGCCAGAAUGCAUUUCAGUUUUAAUGAAAGUUUAAUUUAAGACUUUAAGACAAGUAAUUAUUCUUAACUUCUUUUUUUUGUUAUACAAAGCAACAAAAACUACGCAAUAAAGGAAAACCAAAGACAUCGAUUUCUUUAGCAAAUAGUUCGUACUACAAAGUUUUUUAUAUUCGAAUUUUUUUUACAUACAUAUGUUAAGCUUUUACGUGAACUCAAUACUUUUUUGAUAAAUUAUUUUUAGAAAAUUUUGAAAGAAUUUGUCCAAAAAGUAUUAAGCUUCUUACUUUAUAAUAACAUAAAAGACUUAGAGUUCAAGCUAACAAAGUCCAAAUAUCUAUAGACAUCACCCUUGAUUGCUUCGAACGUUAAAGCGAUUAACGGCAGCCGAAGUGCAAAGAAUUUCCUGAUCCUUAUACCGGAAGUAGCGGCACAAAAAAAAAAGAUU
Molecule: messenger RNA, 2801 nt
Organism: Glossina fuscipes
Lineage: Eukaryota; Metazoa; Arthropoda; Insecta; Diptera; Glossinidae
Exons: 6
Coding region: 796-1698 (300 amino acids)
Source: RefSeq, a predicted model, not a curated record